AUGGCCGCUGACGUGCGAAAAGAGAAACAUGAGCAAGCUUCAGGAGUUGAACGGAUGUCUGAAAUUAACAAGCAGUUGAUGCAACUACCGGCCAUUAUGAACGAAGUUGAAGAACUCAUGCUGCUGAAGCACACACCUGAACGGCUCUCUGUCCUGCUUGUAAAUUGUCGCAUCAUAAAGAACAAAGUCGAUAACUUCAUGUCUUUAAAUUCCACUGUUAAACCUCAGAUUGUGAUGGGCACCGAAUCAUGGUUAGACAAGGAUAUACCUGAUGUAGAAAUCUUUCCGCCUGGUUUUACUGUCUAUCGGAAAGAUAGGCAUGGACAAGGCGGGGGAGUAUUCCUUUUGAUAUCAAAUGCAUUGUCAAGUACACAAAUUUUAUUUGAAAACGAUUCUGAGUCUGUCUGGUGCCUUGUGAAAUUGCCUAACGGAAAGAAUGUAGUCUACGGGACAUUCUACCGCCCACCCGGCAGCAGCGACUCAUUCGGAUUGCUGUCUGAGAUGCUAUCUCUCCUGCCUAAUAGCGUACUUCUAGGGGGGGAUUUCAAUUUGCCUGACUUCAACUGGAAUGCCGGAUGUGUGGCUGGCAAUAGGUCCCGUAUUUACACAGAGUUCGAAGAACUGCUCGGAUUAAAUGGAUUGCAGCAGUACGUACUGGAACCUACGCGAGAAAAUGCAAUUCUAGACUUAGUACUUUGCAAUGAGCCGAACAUAAUAUCAAAAGUUACUGUUUGCCCAGGUCACAUCACGGAGGGAGCGGCUGAUCACCAGAUCCGGACUAGUGUCCAUGCUGACACUGUUGCCGAUUCGCGUAGGCAUCUGAAAGUUGUUGUGGACGGAAAGUUGGAGGUUCUGCAUGAGCAGCCAGAGCCUGCGACCUCUCCGCACCUGGUCCUGAGCGAGCGCUUCCUGCAGGUGGAUUUUGGUCGCAUCACAGAUUGCUGCGAAGAGCGUUCGAGGGGUCUCCUUGGUUAUGUCCAAACCGCCGCGUGGUCGGACAACAAUCUUGAAGUCUCCCCGCGGGAGCUGCGGGAGAGGCGCGUGUCGCGUACGGAGCGGGCGCUGCGCAGCUGGCGGCGCCGCAGCUCGGGAUAUCUCGGCGGUUGA
Molecule: messenger RNA, 1107 nt
Organism: Dermacentor albipictus
Lineage: Eukaryota; Metazoa; Arthropoda; Arachnida; Ixodida; Ixodidae
Source: RefSeq, a predicted model, not a curated record